Molecule: messenger RNA, 552 nt
Organism: Bipolaris maydis ATCC 48331
Lineage: Eukaryota; Fungi; Ascomycota; Dothideomycetes; Pleosporales; Pleosporaceae
Source: RefSeq, a predicted model, not a curated record
AUGUCAGCGCUACACGCAGCUUGCGAAUCAAACCCAGAGCCCUCUUACACGCUUCUCGGCCUCUUGUCUAAUGCCUUGGGCGUGCAGCAGAACUGUAACCGCCAUGCAACUGUCAAGUCUCACCGUCUCUUGACAACCCCGGUAAGCGAGUCAGGCCUAAUCCGAUCUAGAAUGCCCUUACCUGACGCAUGGCUACAAGAAUGCAGUAAGGGUUCUUCCAGGGCCCUUCUUCUUCUACAGUGGGCCGCUUCCCCGACAAGAAUGCAAAGUCGCCCCAGCGGCCUGAACACCGCCUCCAUGCCUGAGAAAGCCCGUCGCUUUGGCACAAUGCCACCUACAGAUGGAGUAAUGCACGAUGCGCUGGAACGUCUAGAAUUCCCCGAUGGAAAAGCAUCCAGCGGGCCCAUGCUCUCUCGGCAGGCCCAUGGCCAUUGCGUGCUAGUAGCACGCGACAGUGCAAGUGGUGCGGGGAAGCUGCCUGUGGCUGUGGUGGCUGUGCGGACUUGCGAGAUCUGGAUUUCUGGCAAGUGCAAGCUCAACUACUUGCACUAG